AUGGGACCUACUAAAGCACCUGGAGUUGAUGGGAUGACGGCACUGUUCUAUCAAUCGUAUUGGUCAAUUGUUGGCAAGGAUGUGGUGGCAGCUGUUAAAAGUUUCUUCCAUUCUUCCCACCUCCUUCGUUUAGUGAACCAGAUGCUAAUUACAUUGAUCCCGAAGGUGGGUUGCCCUACCACGCCAGGUCAGUUCUGCCCAAUUAGCCUCUGCAAUGUAUCGUACAAACUUAUCACUAAAAUUCUGGCUAAUAGAUUAAGAGAUAUUCUUCCUUCUAUUAUCUUGGAAAAUCAGAGUGCUUUUGUUGGUGGUUGGCAAAUCUCGAACAAUAUUCUUAUUGCGCAUGAGAUUAUGCACUCCGUAAAGAAUAGGCGGUAUGGGAGGAAAGGGUGGGUUGCUCUAAAGCUAGAUAUGGCCAAGGCUUUUGAUCGUCUAGAGUGGUCUUAUUUGGAAGCAGUUCUACGCAAGUUUGGGUUCAAUGAAAAAUGGAUCAGGUGGGUUAUGUCUUGCAUCACCACAGUUUACUUUGCAACUUUAAUUAAUGGGGAGAAGGGUGAGAGCUAUUCACGCCCUCUCGGGGGUGUGACAACUUAUGGCCAAAUGGUGAAUAGAGAUAAGUCCUCUUUGUUUUUUAGUCCUAAUACUCCAGCGAACGUGAAGCAAGGGAUCUUGGAGGCUCUUAAUAUUCGCUUUGAGAAUCAUGGUGGGAAGUAUUUGGGUUUACCAUCUAUUAUUGGCAGAUCAAAAAUUGGUGUCUUCAAAUAUGUUAAAGAUUGGGUUAUUGACAAACUUAAGAGUUGGAAGGACACGGUUUUGAACUUGGCUGGGAAAGAGACCAUGCUUAAAUCUGUUGCUAUUACGAUGCCCAAUUUUAUCAUGCAAAGCUUUCUAUUGCCAAAGCGAGGAGGGCUUGGCUUCUGUGAUUUUCAUGAUUUCAAUUUAGCUUUUCUUGCUAAACAAGGAUGGUGUUUGGUUAAUGGCCCCGUGUUGCGAAAAGGGUGGAGAUGGUGCGUUGGUGAUGGUAAAGCUAUUAAUAUUUGGCAUGAUCCUUGGCUUCCCCGUUCACUUAACUUUCGUGUGCUUAGUCCCGCCCCACCAAUGGAUUCUCUCUAUCACAGUGUCACUCGGGUCUCUGAUCUUAUUGAUAAGUGUAAAUCAUCCAAGAAAGUGUGGGAAAAUUCCCCCUUUGCUAAUGUUGUCUCACCCUCUUGCGAUUCUCUCUCAUUUACUAAAUGGUGGAUUGGUAUGGUCCAAUCGGUUUGUAAUUCUAGUGGAGUGGAAGAUCUCUAUGCUAUUUUAGCCACUUUGUGCUGGAUGUUAUGGAAGGGGAGGAACACUGCGUACUUUGAUAAAAAGUUCUGGACUUGCUCUACUACAGUUGAAAAAGUGAUCACCCUAUGCGAGGAGUUCAAGGCAGCUACAGAAAUGGUCCAUUCCCUCCCUAGACUCUCCACUCCACCCCACCCCUCGUCAUGGCUUCCCCUUCCACCUAAUGUUAUUAAACUUAAUGUUGAUGGUGCAGUUAACAAGAAGAAUGGCAUUUCUGGUGUGAGUAUUGUAGCAAGGAAGCAUUUUGGUGAAAUUUUGGGGUCUAUUUCGAUUCCUUUUGCUGGUUUCUUAUCACCACGUUCUACUGAGGCUUUGGGAUUUCGUGAAGCCCUUGUCACUGCGGCUAUUAAAGGUUUUUCUGAAAUUAUUGUUGAAAGUGACUCGUUGCAGCACAUGGCUUUUGUGAAGACCACAGCUGAUCACAGCUCUUCUACAGCUCAAGAAGAAGCCACGUCAGCUGCUGUUAGUUUGUUAGUUCAAGUGGGUUAA
Molecule: messenger RNA, 1818 nt
Organism: Rhododendron vialii
Lineage: Eukaryota; Viridiplantae; Streptophyta; Magnoliopsida; Ericales; Ericaceae
Exons: 6
Coding region: 1-1818 (605 amino acids)
Molecular function (GO): nucleic acid binding; RNA-DNA hybrid ribonuclease activity
Source: RefSeq, a predicted model, not a curated record